Messenger RNA from Zymoseptoria tritici IPO323, 1094 nucleotides. RefSeq lists its product as uncharacterized. The transcript is spliced from 2 exons. The record is from RefSeq and is a predicted model, not a curated record. NCBI's taxonomy places the organism in Eukaryota, Fungi, Ascomycota, Dothideomycetes, Mycosphaerellales, Mycosphaerellaceae. Gene Ontology annotation, cellular component: mitochondrion. Bases 66 to 1094 code for a protein of 342 amino acids. Gene Ontology annotation, molecular function: NADP binding; NAD binding; 3-hydroxyisobutyrate dehydrogenase activity. Gene Ontology annotation, biological process: L-valine catabolic process.
UCCCUACCACUCACCUUGCCGAGCUCCUUCAGCCCGACUUCGACUUCUCCUCCACCACUAACAAGAUGAGCAACGCAACACUGGCUGCUGCAAGGCAGGCCUUCCGUAGCACAGCCACCUCUACCGCGAGUCGGCGAGGCUUCGCCAGUGCGAGCAGGCUCCAGGUGAGCUAUGGCUUCAUCGGUCUUGGACGAAUGGGCUACCCAAUGGCUCAAAAUCUCCGCGCCAAAAUCCCCGCCAGCGACACCAUGUUCGUCCACGACGUCAACGCCUCCAUCGUCGAGCAAUUCGCCUCGGAACACAAGAACGUGACCGCUGCAAAAGACGUCCGCGAAGUCUCCGAGAACGCAACAACAAUCAUCACCGUCCUCCCCGAACCACACCACGUUCAGAACGUCUUCCGAAACAUGCUCCAACCGCCAACCCUCAAGUCCGACGCUCCCAUCCGCGACGACCGCCUCUUCAUCGACUGCAGCACCAUCGAUGUCCGCUCCUCCGCCACAGUCGCCGAAGCAACACACUGUUCCGGACAAGGAAAAUUCGUCGACGCUCCCAUGUCCGGCGGUGUCGUGGGUGCAGCAGCGGGCAAGUUGACCUUCAUGGUUGGCGCCGCGGACGAUCAGAUUGAGCGGGUGACUGAGGUACUCAGCAUGAUGGGCAAGCGCGUGAUUCACCUCGGUCCGCAAACGAGUGGGUUGAAGGGCAAGCUGGCGAACAACUACCUCCUCGCGCUGAACAAUAUUGCGACCUGCGAGGCGAUGAACAUGGGCGUGCAGUGGGGAUUGGAUGCCAAGGCGUUGGCGGUUAUGAUCAAUACGGCCACGGGCAAGUGCUGGCCGAGCGAGGUCAACAACCCCGUGCCGGGCGUGAUUGAGGGAUCGCCGGCGAGUAAGGGAUACGCGGGUGGGUUUGGCACCGCGCUGAUGCUGAAGGAUCUCAAGCUGGCGAUGCAGGCGGCCACAGAAGCAGGGAUUCAGCCGAGACUGGGCGAGCAGGCGAGGGAUAUCUACGCGGCGGUAGAGAGCGACGAGGAGCUCAAGGGCAAAGACUUCUCGGUGGUGUACAGGUAUAUUGGAGGAAAGGAUGCGUACUAG